This is a messenger RNA of Dacryopinax primogenitus, 1132 nucleotides long. RefSeq lists its product as uncharacterized. NCBI's taxonomy places the organism in Eukaryota, Fungi, Basidiomycota, Dacrymycetes, Dacrymycetales, Dacrymycetaceae. The record is from RefSeq and is a predicted model, not a curated record. The annotation marks the transcript as partial. The transcript has a single exon.
GAUGAACGGACUACCACCAGAACUGCUCCAGCAUGUAUUCGAGGCUGUCGUCAAUGACUGGGAAGAGGAUCCCGGGCGAAUUUGGUCCACGCUAAUGGAUUUUCACGCAUAUAUCUUCCUCGUCAACCGUACGUGGAACACGACUGCUCGGCACACUUCUACUAUUUGGCGGAACAUCCCCCUGCACCGAGGGUUCUUCGAUUACGCCGAAUUCUGCCUCUUGCAUUCAGGGAAUCAGCCGCUGAAUGUGCAGGCGAGCAUGAGCGAGUCAUUCAGGGAGCUCAUGACUCCAGAGCGAGCGAAUAGGGUGCAAAGGUUGGAGGUAGAGGAUAAGGAGGCGUACCGACAUUGGAUGACGGUGCUCCUUUCGUUGCCUAUCAGCAAACUGGAGUAUCUGUCAAUGAACUCGCUUUGCUCAUCAUGGGAGGAAUCGCUCGCCUUCCUGGUUGGUAACAAGAACCUACACGAACUCGAGAUCACGCGCUUCUUCCACCAGCCACUAUCGCCAGCAUCGUCUGGAGUACAUCCCGUCCUACCCAAGCUGAAGAAGCUCAAGAUAUCCGACUGGGCGCAAGAAACGCAAUCUGUGCUCUCUUCCUUCUCCGCCCCUUCACUGGAAACACUCCACAUAGCAGUCAAUGACGAACAUCGGUACGGGCAACGCUUCCGGCCCAUGACCCUCGGAACGAUGGACAUAUUCUCCAGCGUAAAAGAAGUGAUCUUUCAAUUUGCAAUCACGACCGAAGAUGUGCUCGCCGUCCUUCGACAGACACCAAAUGUGGAAGUUCUCCGCUUGGCACACAGCUGGCGCUUCGAGGCAAGUUUCGAUGACCUUCUUGCCCAGUUAUGCAAUCCCAGCAUCCCGAUUCUGCUUGCACCGCGCCUGCAGGUUCUGAGCCUGCACGAGUUCCCCGUUUGGAUGCCAGCGAUUCUUGGGCUCGUACGGGCUCGGCUGAGCAGGAGCAGGACGUGCCUGAGCACUGUGGAGGGGAUCGGUCAAAGGGUUCUGCCGUUGAGACGCGUCGACCUCAGCCCGAGGACGACCAUGUUCUAUCCGAAAGCGGACGUGGAGAGGUUACGCGAGAUCUGUGAAGUACGGGUCUGGACGCCGCCGCCUGGGGACUUACGUUAG